UGUAGAACCAGUCAUUAGAAAACAGUGACACCUCGUCAUUGACGAGACCCGAGCCAGGAAUUGAAGACUUGACACAUGCACCACUCUCUCCCAGCUGAAGACUUGGACUCUGAUAAAAGCCGAAAAGUUCUCCGCCGGCGUCGGCAUAAACGUGGCCUUGUGGAGCCGUACUUGUUGUCAAACGAGUAAACAAUCUCGUGCUUCUAAAAUAGUUGUAUGGAAGCGAUGGCGUCCAUUGACUUAAGAAAGUGCAGCGUCAUAGUCUGGGCAGACUUUUCCGUGGUAGCCUGCUUUAACAUCCAUAGCCUACAAGUUGCUUUUGAAAUAAUGCUAAAAUGUAGUCUAUUUAUGUGAAUGGACGAGUGUUUGAUAGAAAGAAGAUACUAUAAGCUACGCACAAUACAAUAUGCGUUCACUUAGCGAGGGUUGAAUCCCAGUUGCCAUUGGUCUAUGCUCUAUGGCGUCAGGCGCGGGGGGGCGGGGCGUGUCGGUUUGAUUGGCAUCGUGUUCUCUGGUAGUCUGCUGCGGGACCAGGACAAACAGCUGAGGGGGGUCUGAAUGUCCAGCCGGGACGGUCGGGUGGACUACGGCGAACUCACAGGCACGAUUCACAGGUCUUCGCAGUCGACUGAUGAGUAGCCAGUAGGACUGGGGUUGGGCUACACCGACUGGCACAGAGGGGCAGCAGUGCCAGACAAGAGGAUUGGAGGACAGAAGACAUAGUUGCAAAAAACUACUGGUGGUUUACUAGUGGUUAGCCUUAGCAUACUUGUGGCAGAAGGGAGGAAGAAGGAGGGCUUGGCGAUGGUCACAGCUAUGGAGGAUGCCUGUCCUAAUGGGGUUCGGAAGGAGGAGGAGGAGGAGGAGGAGGAGGUGACGCCCCUGGGACAGCCUGGCGCGGAGGGGCCCCCUGCCAUUCGUUCCACCCAGGGAACAGAUACGCCUGGAGCCAUGCAGCAGGUGUUGGAUAAUCUGGGUGAGCUGCCCACCUCCACGGGCGCCAAAGACAUCGACCUGCUCUUCCUGCGCGGCAUCAUGGAAAGUCCCAUUGUACGCUCCCUGGCUAAGGCUCACGAGCAACUUGAGGAAGUGAAGCUGGAGGCGGUGCAGGACAACAAUGUGGAGCUGGUGACGGAGAUCCUGGGCGACAUCAACAACCUCAAGGUUAAAGAUGACAGCGCGGCCGAGCUGUCCAGGAUCCUACAGGAGCCACACUUCCAGUCUCUUUUGGAGGCACAUGACAUAGUGGCCUCAAAGUGCUACGAAGUCCCGCCACCGGCUGAGACGGCCAACGACGCGGCUGUGAACAGCGCUCUCAUGCAGGCCGAUGCUGUGCGCAUGAUUGGCAUCCGAAAGAAGGCCGGAGAGCCACUGGGCGUGACAUUUCGCGUGGAGAAAGACGACCUGGUCAUUGCUAGAAUCCUGCACGGCGGCAUGAUUGACAGGCAGGGCCUGCUCCACGUGGGCGACAUUAUAAAGGAAGUGAACGGGAAGGACGUCGGCAACAACCCCACCGAGCUGCAGGAGAUGCUCAAAGACUGCAGCGGAGGAAUCACGCUGAAAAUACUCCCGAGCUACCGAGACGCUCCUGCACCUCCACAGGUUUAUGUGAGGCCAUACUUUGACUACAACCCAGCCAAUGAUAACCUGAUCCCUUGUCGAGAGGCAGGGAUGGCCUUCAAGAAAGGCGACAUCCUUCAGAUUGUCAACAGAGAGGAUCCCAACUGGUGGCAGGCAUGUCAUGUGGUGGGUGGUGCUACCGGACUGAUUCCCAGUCAGUUCUUGGAGGAGAAGAGGAAAGCUUUCGUCCCUCGAGACUUUGAUGGAUCAGGGAUCCUUUGUGGAACCAUAGCUGGAAAGAAGAAGAAGAAGAUGAUGUACCUGACAGCCAAGAAUGCAGAGUUUGACAGACAUGAAUUGCAGAUCUAUGAGGAAGUGGCAAAAGUGCCACCAUUCCAGAGAAAGACGCUGGUUCUGAUUGGUGCACAGGGCGUGGGUCGACGCAGCCUCAAAAACCGACUGAUGGUCCUUCAGCCCACCCGUUUCGGCACAACUAUACCAUACACCUCACGGCGAGCCCGUGAUGACGAGCUGGACGGCAACUCCUACCACUUCACCAGCAGGACAGAGAUGGAGGUGGAUGUGAAGGCCGGCCGCUUCCUGGAGCACGGCGAGUAUGACGGCAACCUGUACGGCACCAAGAUCGAAUCCAUCCAUGAGGUGGUGGCCACAGGACGCACCUGCAUCCUGGAUGUCAACCCACAGGCUCUGAAAGUACUGAAAACAGCAGAGUUCAUGCCUUACGUGGUGUUCAUUGCGGCGCCAGAUUUUGAUACACUCAAGGCCAUGCACAAGGCUGUGGUGGACGCAGGCAUCACAACAAAGCAACUCACGGAUGUGGACCUGAGGAAGACGGUGGAUGAGAGUGCCCGCAUCCAGAGGGCCUACAGCCACUACUUCGACCUGACCAUCGUCAACGACAACCUGGACAAGGCCUUUGAGACGUUACAGGCCGCUGUGGACAAACUGUGCAGUGAACCCCAGUGGGUCCCAGUGAACUGGGUGUACUGAGGACCAGCAGCAGCCACUCUGAGAGGGUCACACUGACCCACCAGCAUGUGUGUGUGUGUGUGUUUCUGACCACGAAGGCCAAAGAAGAGGAGAUACUCCUCCUAUUGCUCUUUCUCCUCUUAGGCCUGCACGCCGUGCAACUUUUUUUCUACUCAAUAAAGGGAAAGAGUGCUUAUUUAUUUUA
Molecule: messenger RNA, 2755 nt
Organism: Xiphias gladius (swordfish)
Lineage: Eukaryota; Metazoa; Chordata; Actinopteri; Istiophoriformes; Xiphiidae
Gene: pals2b
Product: protein associated with LIN7 2, MAGUK family member b
Exons: 14
Coding region: 805-2571 (588 amino acids)
Cellular component (GO): cell-cell junction; plasma membrane
Molecular function (GO): protein binding
Source: RefSeq, a predicted model, not a curated record